Blepharisma stoltei is the source of this 2314-nucleotide messenger RNA. Lineage: Eukaryota; Ciliophora; Heterotrichea; Heterotrichida; Blepharismidae. The record is from the annotation of a GenBank genome assembly.
AUGGCUCUUACACUUCAAGGAUUUAUCAAGCCAGCAUCAGGAGAAGACUACUGUGUUGACCUUCGCCUCAACUUCGGUCUUCUUGCUGCAGGCUUCAGCCAUUCAAACACAAUUCACAUUUUCAAUGCAUCUGGUCUCAACACUCUCCAAGUCCUUCACGCAAACACCACACAAACUCUAUCUGAAAUUUCUUUAAUUGACGAAAAUACAAUUACUUGGUGCGAUCGGGCUGGUGCAAUAGGCAUAAUUGACAUCAGAAACUCAACUGAAGUCCAUAAAAUCCAAACCCGUGACGAAUGGUUUUGCAUUGAUUCAUCUGGAUACAAUCUCGCCAGUGGUAGCAACCUUUAACGUUAGAAAUCACUCCCUGUGGGAUCCGAAGAUCCUUAUUCCCUUCCUAAUACUCCACUCUCCUCCUUGCGAACAAUAGUAACGACCUUCAAAGUGUUCGCUCCUAUGGGUAUGUGCCUGCACACGCUCCCCGGUAGUAGGAAAAUUUGCCUUAUGUCAACAUGGUUUCUGGAAAAUUCGAAAAAUCGAAUUUUCUGGUCACCUGUCGGCCAAGAUGAAUAUUCGCAGCCCAGGAUACAACCCCUAGUAUCGCACUGGGUGAUAUAGAAGUUUCCUAUGUUUGGCGCUGUAAGGCCGAUAAAUUCUGAUCGGAAUUUAUCGGUAGGUUGCACCAAAUCAAUGCCUUGGUCGGACCAAAAAGCGAUUUGGUCCGACGAACUUGGAAAGCUCCUGGGAAAAUGUCUGCGCUUUUAGCGCUAUAUAGAGGAAACCUCUAUACUCCCAAUUGACCAGGAGGAAUCUUACUGGCUUCCCAGCUGCAGGUGUUAAGAGAGUGGAUUGGCUUUCCACGCCUUUUAAUUUGUAUAUAAGCGGCAGCAAUCAAGGAAUGAAAGUCUGGGAUAUAAGGAAUUUCCAAUUAAAAAAGCAUUACCAAGAUAUUCAUGCUGACAAAAGUGAUGUGUCCUCUAUAAAGCUUUCGCCUUACUAUACUAUUAUAAUUAAUUAUAAAAAAAAUUAAAAAAUAAAAUUUAUUUAUUAUAAUUUAUAUAUAAAAGAAUAUUCUAAUAUUAUGGUCACUUGUAGUGAUGAUAGCUUAAUGUCUAUCAUUAAUAUAGAAGCUGAAGAAGAUGAUGAUUAUACAUUGCUUAAUUUAGAAGAGCCAGGACUAAAGGUAGGGUUUGUGGAUAAUAAUGUAUAUUGUGUGACCAUGAGCAGAUAUGUGGAAUACAAUCCACAUGCAGAUAAUAAUGAGAUUCCACCUGAAGUUGUCCAAAAACUCCCUAUAUCUGAUUUUCAAAUGGACAACCCUAACCCCAGCUAGAAAUAAAAUAGUGGCGCUGAUGGAAAUUAGAAUCCAAGGCGCACUCCCUAUGGAGCGAGUAGGACCCAUCCUCAUAAUCUGAAAGCAGAACCUCUGUCCCUUUUGAAGUAUGCCUUCAGGCUUGGGGAUGUUCCUCAUCUGAAGGUUUUCCUGUUGCUGCCAGAUAGGCUAAACAGGUUUUACCUGCCGCAUGGUCCUCCUUGUCGGGACUCGCAGGGCACUCUUCAGAUGGUUUGCUCUGGCCAAAGAGUUGAUCCCCUGGUCAGUUGUUUCAGGGCGGAAAUUCAAGAUGGCGGCUUCUCAUUUUCUCAUUUGAACUCAGAGGCCUAUGGAAGCUAUAGAAAUUGCCCGAGGAUGGCGCUAUUUUGCGCCAUCCUCGGGCAAUUCAAAAAACCGGCCCCACACGGGAACUGAACCCACGUGUGGGGCCAUUUUUGGUAUGUGUAAUACAUAGACUUACACGUACCAAAAAUGGCCCCACACGUGGAUUAGAUUCCCGUGUGGGGUCAUUUUUUGAAUUGCCCGAGGAUGGCGCAAGAUAGCGCCAUCCUCGGGCAAUUGCUAUACUCUUUUGGAGCCGAUACAAGGCAAAGACUAGUGGGUUUGCCAACUUAUGGCCAGUUUAUUCGUUUAAUUUAAUUUAUAACCCCAACUUUUUUAUAGGCCCUGCAGGAUUUGGCCCUGACAAAUCAAUUUUGAUUGGAAGUCAUGAGUAAGAUACAAGUAGGAGGAGGAUUAUGGGCUUCUAGCAUAAGGAACCCAAAAAUAUGCUACCCAGGAGUUGGCCACACACAAGCAGUUAGAGCAGCUGCCACACUAUAUGACGGCACAAUAGUGACAGGCUCAGAGGAUUCAUCAAUUAUUUCAUGGAGAAUUGACCGAAAUGCAACUGUUGCUGAAGCAGAAGUGGAGUCUAAAAGCUCUUCAUCAACAAAUGAUAAACGUCCAUCAAGAGAAGAAAGAUACUAUAGACCUUAUUAA